Molecule: messenger RNA, 1308 nt
Organism: Capsella rubella
Lineage: Eukaryota; Viridiplantae; Streptophyta; Magnoliopsida; Brassicales; Brassicaceae
Product: UPF0481 protein At3g47200
Exons: 2
Coding region: 1-1308 (435 amino acids)
Source: RefSeq, a predicted model, not a curated record
AUGGAACGAAUCUUGGAUCUUGAAUCGGGUACAAUCCAUGAGUCGAACAAACCGGCUCCUGGGAUGUGGCGUUUUCCUACAAAUCCUGAUCUUUGUUGUAUCUACGGAGUCCCAAACUGCUUACGUCAAGUAAACCCAGAAGCAUACACGCCUCACCUGGUACUCAUUGGACCUCUUCACCAUUCUUUAAAAUCUCUAGCUCUCAAGUCUCGCGGAGAUAUCACAAACACGAAGCUAAUGGGCUACUUAAACAUGGAGGAGCACAAGAAAGUUUACUUGGUGGAAUUCGCACGAAGGGUUGAAGGGACUAAAGCCAUUGAUGGAUUCAGGAGAAUAAUCGAAGAAGACGAAGAUAUAAUCAGAGCAAGCUAUUCUGAAUCAACGGCCUGGAUUCCAUCUUCAGAGUUCGUGGACAUGGUUUUGCACGACUCUGUUUUCAUACUAGAGCUCAUUUUGAGGUUAUACGUACAAGGACCAGAGAAAAUAGGGGAUCCUAUCAUGGACGAGCCUUGUCUUGCACACACAGUCACUGGAGAUCUCAUCUUGCUCGAGAACCAGCUUCCUUAUUUCAUCCUCAAGAAGCUCUUCGAUCCAAUAGUUUCAAUGCUCUGCCCGUACCAAACAUUCCGUGAAUUAACCGUCAUCCAUUUUGGACUUCAAAAUAAGAUUGGAAACAACUCAAAGUUUAGACACUUUACUGAUUUGGUUAGGUGUGUCCGCGUGGAGACAGUUCCAGAUCAUGGUUUUGGGAUAUUCAAGCCUAUGUAUGACAUGUACAGUGCUGAUAAGCUAGACACCGGGGGAGUGAAAUUCAAAGCCGUAGAAGACGAGCUGUCGGUCGAGGUGAAAUUCAAAAAUGGUGUUUUGAAUAUACCAUGUUUUUUAGCUGAUGACGAUGCAGAGAUGAUACUUAGAAACAUAAUGGCACUUGAGCAAUGCCAUUAUCCGUUCAACGCCCAUGUAUGUAACUACAUCAUGUUCUUGGAUUUCCUCAUCGACACCCACAAGGACGUCGACUUGCUUGUCGAGAAAGGGAUAAUAAACAAUUGUCUUGGGGACCAUCGUGCGGUGGCGAAGAUGGUGAACAAGCUCAGUGUGGGAGUCAUGCACGAUGGCUCUUACUAUUCUGAUAUUGCAACGGAAGUCGUGAAACACUACAACAACAAAUGCAAUAAGUCACACGCCAUCCUAAGGCGCGUGUAUUGCAGCGACCUGUGGACAGGGACAGCCACGGUUGCCGCUGCCUGUCUAUUGCUGAUGACUCUUAUCCAGACGGUGUCUUCGGUCAUUCCAAUUAUAAAGAAGUGA